This is a messenger RNA of Lutzomyia longipalpis, 756 nucleotides long. It is a transcript of the gene icln, whose product is annotated as methylosome subunit pICln. The transcript has 3 exons. The record is from RefSeq and is a predicted model, not a curated record. Bases 81 to 653 code for a protein of 190 amino acids. Gene Ontology annotation, biological process: mRNA cis splicing, via spliceosome. Lineage: Eukaryota; Metazoa; Arthropoda; Insecta; Diptera; Psychodidae. Gene Ontology annotation, cellular component: spliceosomal complex; cytosol.
ACAGUGUUGUGUGUGGAGAAAAAAACAUAAACAAACGUAGUGAGAAAGUUUUCUGACUGGAAAAAUUUUAUGCUGCAAAAAUGUCCAUAAUUGGUGUGAUAAAUGCAUCACCAGAGGAAACAGUGUACUCCCAGGACAAUGUAAAGGUGCAAAUUAAUAAGAGCGACGUGGGAAAUGGGACGCUUUUCCUCACAAAAGAAUACUUUGCAUGGAAGCCGGAAAAUCGCGAGGAGGGCAUCUCAAUACCCUGGCUGAAGAUUUCCCUGCAUGCCAUCUCUUCCGCUCCAUCGCGGAGUAUCUACAUGAUAUUGGAUUUUGUCCUCAACUGGCCCGGAGUCUACGAUGCAAAUGGUCCGGCCAAUGGUGGUGGGAAUGCCGAACCGGAUGUAGAUGAAGAUGAGGGCAAUGGAUCAGAUGCAUCGCUCGAGAGUGAUCUGGGUGGGAGUGAAUUGCAUUUACUCCCGCAGAAUCCCGCAGCUGUGGAUCACAUCUACGAAGCCAUGAAUCACUGCCAGAGACUCCAUCCAGAUCCAACGGACAGCAUCUCUGACGAUGAGGAGGAGUUCAUGGAAGCUGAAGAGGAUGUUGCCAACAUUCAGAAUCUCCACAUUGAUGAUGCAGAUGAAAGAUUUGCCGAUGCUGAAGAAAAUUGAACAAACAGCUCUCAAAGGGAUUUUUCCACUACAAAGCAUUUUCGCGAUAUAGUUUUCAUCUUUCUAAUCUAUUCUGCCCCUAAAUAAAGACACUUUUCACUCA